CCAUUUUCCCUUUCCUAUCCCAACAGACCCUGCUAAAGAGUCUGCCCCCAUCUUACAGCCCCUUUAGACUCCUAUACCGCCUGGAAAAGGCCCUGCUGGAGGAGAAGGAUUAACACCACAGAGUUAGGAGGGGCAGGGAUCAGUGACAGCGAAUCCCCCCUGCAGCCCCUCAGCCCCAUCGCUGCAUUUCCUGGUUGUUGUGAUGUUAAUUGUGUCAAUUCCACCCCCAGCUCACAGCAGCAGGAUGUGGGUGCAAGCAGGGUGCUGCCAGCCUCACACACACAGCACGGCAGGACCAGGGGCAGCCCCACCUGCACAAAGCCAGACCCCCUCCCAGCAGCACACCAAGAUCACAAACGGUUCGAAGCAGCAAUCCUCUGUUGCCACCUCUGCCCGUUGUGUGGUCUGAGGUUGGGGAUGACCCCGGGUGUGGGAGCGUGGCGGUGGCCUGGUGCCAGGCUGAGGCCCGGUGCCACACGUGGGCUGCAUGAGGAAUCCCUUCUGUGGCGUUUUUUGCAUUCCGAAGCCGCGGCAAUCAUCUUAUUUAACUUUUAUAGUUGAAAUGAAGAGACUUCUCAGCUGUGAAGAAGCCUGGGGAAAUGUACACCGUAAACGGCGAUGGGGAAAGCUGUGAUCCAAUCGUGGGGUUUGACCAUUUCUAUUCCAAUCCGUGUUCCAAAGCAGAGCAAAGGGUAUCAAAGCCAUUUUUUGUCAACAAUUGCGUUUGGGUUUGGCGCUCAGAAGGAUAAGAAUAAGAGGUUCCCACAUUAGUAAAACAGGGAAGAGCUUAAGGAGACGGCGAGGAUUGGUGUCGAAGCCCUCUCAGCACAGCGGGGCCUUUCACAGCAUGCAAAUAUAUCGCUGCUCCAGAUCAAAAGGAGCGAAGUGAGUCAGCUUCUAUCGCAGGCUCUGGGCUUUUGCAGUAUCUGUGCUGCAUCCAGGCCUGUUCCCCCCCCAGGGCUGUGCCUGGAGCUCUUGAGCUGCGGGGAGAGCAGCACUGACCGACACACGUCCAGAGGAGCAGAAGGGCAACCCAGAGCCACGACGGAGCUCACGGUGUCAGUGUUAAAUAACACUGCUCAUGGCAGUUGAGGGGGGCAGGACUCGUUCCAGCACUAUUAAUACAGCCCCUAUUUAUACGCCUGGGUUCCUGCAAGCGCCACAGCAGAGCUACAGCUGCAGAGCUAAAAUGGAAUAAAUGUCAGCCCCUGGGGAGAACGUGAUCCUUUCAGCCAUCAUGAGGGAAAGCAGGCAGCGAAAGGACAGAAUAAGGGACAGUAUUCAGAGCCGGGAACUGAUCACAGCACCCUGAGAGCGCAGCCGGUGGGCAGAGCCAGCAGCAACCUCCCUGCAGCAGCAUUCCGUGCCAGAGACGCACGCUCAGCGUCAGCACAGCACCUACGGAUACCGGCAGAGGGAGGCAGGAAUUGGAGCUGCUGUCCGCUGAUCCGGUGCCAGGUGUGACUCAGGACAAAGGGCAAAAACCUGAAAGGAAGUUUGGGGUUUUGUUUUUUAAGUGCAUCGUCUGCAGGACUGGAAAGAUGAUGGAGAGCACAGGAGGGCCGUAUCUGAACACCGCGGCUGUGACAUCUCCAGUGGGAAUAGUUCGUUUGCUGCAGAUGAUGUUUGGAUGCACCACAUUCAGCCUGGUGGCCCACCAGGGGGGAUUCAGUGCAGCAUACGGCACUUUCUGCAUGUUUGUCUGGACCUUCUGCUUUGCCGUCACCGUCUUUAUCAUCACCUGCGAGUUCACGCACCUGCACAGCUGUCUGAGCAUCUCCUGGGGAAACUUCACAGCUGCGUUCGCCAUGCUCGCCACCCUCAUGUCGGUCACAGCGGCGGUGAUUUACCCGCUCUACUUCGUGCAGCUCAGCUGCUACCCCAUCACCUGCGAGGUGAGAGACUUCCGCAUAGCAGCCAGCGUCUUCGCCGGCCUCGUGUUCGUUGUGUACGGCGCGGAGGUGUUCUUGACCAGGGCCAAACCAGGACAGGUCACCAGCUACAUGGCCACCGUCUCCGGGCUCCUGAAGAUCGUCCAAGCCUUUGUGGCCUGCAUCAUCUUUGGGGCGCUGGUGAACGACAGCCAGUAUAGCAAAUACGUGGCCACGCAGUGGUGCGUGGCCGUCUACAGCUUCUGCUUUAUGGUCACGGUGGUGGUGGUCGCCUUCAGCGUCACAGGUAAGACCGCCCAGCUGUGCUUCCCCUUCGAGCGCUCUGUGGUUGUCUACACUUUUGGGGCCGUCCUGCUGUACGUGAGCGCGGCCGUCAUCUGGCCGGUGUUCUGCUUUGACAGCAAGUACGGCUCCCCGCAGCGCCCCAGCGCCUGCGCUAAGGGCAGGUGCCCCUGGGACAGCCAGCUGGUGGUGGCCAUCUUCACCUACGUCAACCUGCUGCUCUACGUGGUAGACCUGGCGUACUCCCAGCGCAUCCGCUUCGUAUCCCACAUCUGAGGCCCAGCUCUGCCCCGGCUCCGGCAGCAGCAGCGGGAGAUGGGACGCAGUGAGGACAGGCACCGACUGGGCCAGGAAGCAGAACUCAUCGCCAAGGCUGAGUGGGCCCACAGUCACAGCCCGCAGUGGGUCAGCUGCCCGCCCCCAUCAGUCGGCAUUUGCUUCAGCCACCUGGUGCCAGAGUGAAGAAAUUCUGCAGUCUGAAGUAUGCAAAAUGGCCUCUCGUCUCCAGAAGGCAAAAAAUGCUUGCUGCAAUAGUGGGUCUGUAAGCUGCUGGAAUGCUGAGCCAAAUAUUAGGAAAGACACCAAAGAUUUUGAAACUGUUACCAACACUUAACUAUAAUCAAGUGACUACCCAGGAAGUGGGAAAGUUAAAAGCUGCAUCAAGGAACAGCAGUUCCAGAGACGAAAAACAAUGUUGGAGUUUGGGUUAGUCUGGGCUGUGUGGUGAGACAUGAAAUACUUGCAAAUGUGGGAAAUUCCAGUCAGGAUGUUUCUGAGAAGAACAUCAUAGCUGUGAUAUUAUUUUGAUGAUUUCCUUUCCCUCUGCUCCCCUGUUUAGCACAGAAAAAGAAUAUCCCAAGCACGCACCUCGAGGGGGAGCACAGGGUUUUCUAUUUAGCAAACACCAAGUCUGUACAGGAAUGAACAUUUGUGAAACUGGAGUUCUAUUGCCAAGAAAUGGUGCAGAAUAGCCCCAAAUUGCAAAGCAACCGCAACCAGACGUUCUUGCUUGGACAGGACCAGAGGGAACCUCAGCACCUGCGCUGCUCAUAUGUCACUGCUUCUUUGUACUGAUAUCAGGAUGAUUUUCCUGGAAGUUUAAAGCUAAGUUUUGGGGGUGGAGGUGGGGAUGAAGGGUAUGCGAAGAUGAAUCGAUGUCACAGCCCUGCAUAACGACUGAACUUGUAGGGAAAACCCUUGCAUGCAAUGGUGACAAACGGGGGGUGCUGGCUCAGAGCAGAUCAGGUUCUGGGAUUCCUGAGCUCUCUGUGUCACACACCAGCUGUGCUCCUCCGACCCAUCCCUGACAAAACACCCAAAAAAGUCCCACAUAGCAUGGCUCAGGUUUCCGGCUUAGCUGAACAACUCCUCACUUGCCAUCAGGCAGACACUAAAGCAGCCCGAGUUCUCAUGCAGAGCAGAUAGAUUGGAUUAAAAUCCAGAAGCAGCCGAUGGACAGAAGCGAGAUUUAUUUUUUAAGCAAAUUAAAAUAAAGCUGAAUGGCAGCCUUGCAGACCACACCUACAGAGGUUUGUGUCCUUUCCCUUUGUGCAGCUUUUAUCUCAGCAGCCAGAGCCCUUCUGCUUUCCAGCACAAAGCACGGCUCAGUUCGUGUUGAUGCACAAAGCCUGCAUGGCACAGGCCGCCAGCACUUCUGGAUGACAUUCUUUGUAGCAGACUCACUCAGGAAAAAGGAAGGAAAUAUAUUUUCAUGAUUGCCUUGUGUGGGGUUUGAAGAGCAAAGAAAAAAAUGUCCAUUGGGAGAGGUUGUGUUGCACAAUACUACUACUCUAAGGACCUUCAGCUGGAACCAUUAGCCCAUGAAACAAGUAUUUGUAUCUAUUGGAAAGGGAACGUGCCAUGCAGCCUUCCAAGGGCUCUUUUCUCUUCCACAAGUUCCCAUUAAGGCAGGAAAUUUGGAAGAUGAUGGCUGAGCAAGAGGCUGGCCGGCUUAUCCAAGGGCAGAGCUUUGUGCUAUCCAGUAUAGGUAUAAAAAGGGACACGAGGGAGCUUUAUUUCCUGCAAGUCAAGCAAAAUCAAGUGUUGUACCAGUAAGAAAUGCUGUUUGGAUGAGAAAUCCAUAUUAGAGCAGGCAGUGUUACCAACAGAGCCACUGCAUGCCAAAGGAUCCCUGAGCCUUUAUGGUGCAUUCUUUUUAACCCGGUGAACCUGGACAAAUUAAGCCGUGUAACACUUGGAAAUGUAUUUUGUUGUUGAUAAGAUGGAGUGCAAAAAAUCAAACAGGUGACUUGAAUAGGUGACGACAAAGGGAUUUUGCUUGAAGGAAAUAUCAUCCUUCCUGCAGACUCAUUUUGCAAUGGGGGGCUGCUGGUGCCCAGCAGAUGCCGCCAAAUCUCACAUAAAUCUGCUGGAAGUUCCUCUGCUGCGUAACACCUUUUUUUGUUGUUGUUUUUCCCCUUUUUUCCCCUUUUUUUUUUGCUCGCUUCUCUCGCUGUGCAGGUUUUGCACCGAGCAGUGAGCAGAAACGUGGCAUAAAUGGCACCCAGUGGCACCACUGGGGGGUGAGGGGGGCAUAAUGUGAGGUCGAAGGGAAACCAUUGGGGCAACGUUUGGUGCCUCAACGAUGACGAGGAAAUGGGACGUAAGGUGGAAAUGAUGACAGCACGCAGUGGAGGAGUGGAAAGAGAAGCAUUGCCAAGAACAGCCUGUUCAGAUUCAGCCCUCUCAUCUGUCAGCCAAGGGCUGAGCAAAAAUGUUCGCAUGGUCAAAAUGGCAAAAAAAAAAUGAAGAUUGUGUGGACAACAAUUCGCUCUUUUAGGGGGAAAAAAAAAAAUAAAUCCUCGUGCUUCGGUGGUUAAAAACCCUCAAACCAUUGGAAAGAAUGAGAUUGCCCAAUGCUGGGCACAGAACACCCCGUAUCUGCUUAAUGUGACUUUAACAACCGGCCCUGUCGUGAUCCAGUUAAUUAAAAAGCCCUUUAUUUCCAGAGCUCGUCCUCCUUAAUUAGCAAAUGAUGACGGAGGAACUCAUCACGGAGGCGUCCCGAGAUGGCGCUGUGCUGCACCGACACGUACGUGCGUGCGAACAGCCCGGCUGUGUGCUUUGCGCCCGGGUCCCAAAAUUACACAUCAAAAAACGAGACACGGAACGCAAACAACAACAAAAUCCCGCAGGACGGGGAGCGCCGCCCCUCCUCGCCCCGCGCCCACCGCCGCCCCAGCGCAGGGCGGGACCCGAAGCUUCCAGAAGGGACCGCGCUCCGCGCGCGGCUGCGGCGGGACGACAGCGCCCCCUGGCGGCUCGGAGCUGAGAGACAGCGGUCGGCCCCGGGCGGUCCGCGUAGGCGGUGAAUGAUGCAACACCCGAAGCGAGUUGCACCAAUCGCUGGCGAGAGCUCAGCCGGAGACUCCGCCCCUCGCCAUUGA
Messenger RNA from Phasianus colchicus (ring-necked pheasant), 5560 nucleotides. RefSeq names its product myeloid associated differentiation marker like 2 (gene MYADML2). The record is from RefSeq and is a predicted model, not a curated record. Lineage: Eukaryota; Metazoa; Chordata; Aves; Galliformes; Phasianidae. Gene Ontology annotation, cellular component: membrane.